AGCCCGAGACCUUGAGUUUCCCCGAUGGAGGCGACAUUUGUGAUAAUCGGUGGAGGAAUAUCCGGAGUGACCUGUGCCAAGGGGUUGGGGUUCCUGGCGCCUGAGGAAUCAGUGAUCCUGAUCACCUCGACUCCCUUAAUAAAAGUUGUAUCCAGUGUAGUUCCUCAGGGGAAGCUCUCAGUGUCCCUGAACAUCACCGAGGAGACGAUCUCAUCGUUAUCCCCAGAUCACCCCACCCUAAGAGUCCUGGAGGACACAGUGACGAUGAUAAAUCCCGAGGAGAAACUCCUGGAGACCUCCACCAAGAAGACAAUAAAAUUCAAAAAGCUUUGCAUCUGCACUGGAGCAAGACCCCGGCUGAUCUCCCCAAAUCCCCACGUCCUAGGUAUCCGAGACACCGAAUCAGUGGAGAAUUUCUCCCAGAGGAUAUCCAAAUCGAAAAAAAUCCUGGUGAUAGGAAACGGUGGAAUAGCAACUGAAAUCGUCUACAAAAUAAAAAACGUGGAUAUCGUCUGGGCGAUAAAGGACAAGCACAUCUCAGCGACAUUUGUCGACCCCGGAGCUGCUGAAUUCUUCCUAUCGAGAUUAUCAAAUCCCCAGGAAGACGAGGAGAGAGUGAAUCCCUGCAAGAGAAUAAAAUACACAGCGAGAGCAGAAAAAACUGGAGAAAUAGCUGGAGCAGCCCUGGGUCCAGACUGGGACGAGAUCCUCACCUCCAGGGGCUCCAGUGAUGCCUCCAGGAGAGUCGAGAUCGAGUGCGAGUGUGAGAUCACCAGAAUAACGAGUGAAACACCUCCUGGAGGAGGUGACUGGCCAGUUUUUGCUGAAUUGUCAACCGGAAAAAUCGUGGGGUGUGAUCUGAUCGUCUCAGCAACUGGAGUCACUCCUAAUUCUGAUAUCAUCGGUCUGGAGAAUUUGGAGAAGAGUGAGGAUGGUGGACUCCUGGUGGACUGGAAGAUGGAGACAUCUUCUGGGGAUAUUUAUGCAGCUGGUGACGUGUGUUCGGCCAAUUGGCAAAUUGCUGAUCACUGGAUGCAGAUGAGACUCUGGACUCAGGCCUAUCAGAUGGGAUCCUACGCUGCCAAGGUCAUGGCAUCGACUCUCAGGAAGGAGAUGUUCCUCCAGGACUUUUGUUUCGAAUUGUUCACACAUGUCACCAACUUUUUUGGGUAUAAAGUCGUGCUCCUGGGGCUGUACAAUGGCCAGCGACUCCUCGGGGACUACGAGGUCAUCCUCAGGGUCACCAAGGACUUGGAAUUCGUCAAACUCGUCGUCAAGGGGGGAAAACUCCAAGGGGCAGUGCUCAUUGGGGAAACUGAUCUCGAGGAAAUGUGUGAAAAUCUUAUUCUUAAUCAAUUGGACAUUUCCCAAUUUGGGGAACACUUGCUCGAUCCUGAUAUCGAUAUCGAGGAUUAUUUCGAUUGAUUCUAUCGAGAUAAUUGAAUUCUAAAUAAUUUUUCGAUAAAAUUCCUUUUCUGUUAAAAUAUUU
Fopius arisanus is the source of this 1489-nucleotide messenger RNA. RefSeq names its product pyridine nucleotide-disulfide oxidoreductase domain 1 (gene Pyroxd1). The coding region runs from base 25 to 1425 and encodes 466 amino acids. The record is from RefSeq and is a predicted model, not a curated record. The transcript has a single exon. Gene Ontology annotation, molecular function: flavin adenine dinucleotide binding; oxidoreductase activity. Lineage: Eukaryota; Metazoa; Arthropoda; Insecta; Hymenoptera; Braconidae.